UGUUUUUAUUUUCUUUCUUUUUAAUAAAAAAAUAAACCAUCACGGUAGUCAGCAGUCAUAAUAUAAUAGCCUAGAGUUAUAAUAGCCGUUUGUUGUUACGUUCUGCAGGCUUGCGAAGUAUAUUUAUGUCUUGCUAAAGACCAGAGGGGAACCGAAAUAACAGCGAGAAUAACGCUCUGUCCCGCCUGAUAAGACUCGCCGGUUAACCAAGAGACAUACAUACAUUCAAUUAAAAACUUCGCGAUGGCAGCUGUCGACGCCCUCCUCAAGGACGUGGCCAUCCUCGGCCCUCUAAACGACCAGACCCGCAAGAUCCUCACCAAGGAAGCCACUGCGUUUCUCGCCCUGUUGCAACGCACUUUCAACCCAACCAGAAAAGCUCUCCUCCAGCGACGCAUUGACCGUCAAGCAGAGCUCGACCGGGGCACUCUCCUAGACUUCCUCCCAGAGACCAAGCAUAUCCGUGAUAAUGAUGCGUGGAAGGGAGCCCCGCCGGCGCCGGGCCUUGUUGACCGCCGGGUGGAAAUCACCGGCCCAACGGACCGGAAAAUGGUGGUUAAUGCGUUGAAUUCGGAUGUGUAUACUUACAUGGCUGAUUUUGAGGACUCAAGUGCUCCCACUUGGGAGAACAUGGUCAAUGGCCAGGUUAACCUGUACGAUGCAAUCCGCAGACAGGUUGAUUUCAAGCAAGGCGGGAAGGAAUACAAGCUGCGCACCGACAGGAAGCUUCCCACCCUCAUUGCCCGCGCGAGGGGCUGGCACCUUGAGGAGAAGCAUAUGACCGUCGAUGGCGACCCCAUGUCCGCUAGUCUUUUCGAUUUCGGCCUCUAUUUCUUCCACAAUGCAAAGGAGUUGGUCAGCCGAGGUGCUGGGCCUUACUUCUAUCUCCCCAAGAUGGAAUCCCACCUCGAGGCUCGUCUAUGGAAUGAUGUUUUCAAUCUUGCUCAGGAUUACAUUGGCAUGCCUCGCGGGACUAUCCGCGCUACCGUUUUGAUUGAGACUAUCUCUGCUGCCUUUGAGAUGGAUGAGAUCAUCUACGAGCUCAGAGACCACAGCUCUGGCUUGAACUGCGGUCGAUGGGAUUACAUCUUCUCCUUUAUCAAGAAAUUCAGACAGAACCCCAAUUUCGUCCUCCCAGACCGCUCAGCUGUCACCAUGACUGUUCCAUUCAUGGAUGCCUACGUCAAGCUCCUCAUCAAGACCUGCCACCGGAGAGGCGUUCACGCUAUGGGUGGUAUGGCCGCUCAAAUCCCCAUCAAGGACAACCCCAAGGCCAACGACGCGGCCAUGGCCAGCGUGCGGGCCGACAAGCUCCGUGAGGUGCGUGCGGGCCACGAUGGAACCUGGGUCGCCCAUCCCGCAUUGGCCAAGAUUGCCACAGACGUCUUCGACCAAUACAUGCCCACCCCGAACCAGCUGUUCGUCCGCAGGGAGGACGUGCACAUCACCGCCAACGACCUCUUGAAUACCAACGUCCCCGGCAGCAUCACUGAAGAUGGCAUCCGGAAGAACUUGAACAUCGGAUUGUCCUACAUGGAGGGCUGGCUCCGUGGAAUCGGAUGUAUCCCCAUCAACUAUCUCAUGGAAGAUGCCGCCACUGCCGAAGUAAGCCGCAGCCAGCUCUGGCAAUGGGCCAGGCACAACGUCACCACGGCGGAGGGCAAACGGGUCGACAAGAACUAUGCACUCAAGCUGCUGCAAGAGCAGGCCGACGAGCUCGCAAACAAAGGCCCCAAGGGCAACAAGUUUCAACUUGCCGCCCGCUAUUUUGCCGGCCAAGUUGCUGGCGAGGAUUAUGCUGAUUUCUUGACAUCGCUGCUCUACAACGAAAUCUCCGCCCCCGGCAGCGCUGCCAAGUUGUAAAAAGGUUUUUGGGCAUCCAGCGCGCCAGACGCAUUGAUAGGAGGAAACGUAGAAUAAAUUCGGUCCGGUCCAUUCAAUGAGAAACACAUGGAAAGGGGAAGUUGGGAGGAGGGGGGUUAUAUUCCUUCCAAAAACCGAACUAACCAACCACUUGAAGAAUGAAAAGGAAAAAGGGGACAAAUGUUCUUUGCAUAUAUAUAUUCCCAAGCAACUCGUCUCCUGCAUUGCUAUUCUCUUCAAUUUCAUUUUUAUUAUUGUAUUUCCUUAUUUCCUUAUUUAUUUAUUUUUUUUGUUUCUUUUCCUCCCAUGUUGCGAGGAGUGUACUGUACUGUACCUAAACCGAACAAACUGCCAAGGCAUUGAUUUAUCUAUGAGAUUACAAAUUGCGUUAACAACUUAAAUGUCAAUUAGCUAGUGUAUAUAUGAGAAGUAUGUUGUAUAUUUUG
Messenger RNA from Histoplasma capsulatum G186AR, 2309 nucleotides. RefSeq names its product malate synthase. The record is from RefSeq and is a predicted model, not a curated record. The transcript is spliced from 6 exons. Gene Ontology annotation, cellular component: cytoplasm; peroxisomal matrix. Gene Ontology annotation, molecular function: malate synthase activity. Lineage: Eukaryota; Fungi; Ascomycota; Eurotiomycetes; Onygenales; Ajellomycetaceae. Gene Ontology annotation, biological process: glyoxylate cycle. Bases 244 to 1863 code for a protein of 539 amino acids.